GUCGGCGAAGCGGGAACGAAGAAACAAGAAUUGUCAGCAGGAGGGAACACAGGAGCAUCUGGAGUAACGGAGGCUGAGAACAGGGUAGGUUUAAGAAAGGAGGAAAACAGCGGAACGCAGAGCGAAGAAUGGACGAACACAGAAAGCGGGGAAACAGGCGAGAUGGAGACAAGUGCUACAUUGAGCGAAACACUAAGUAAAGAAGAAGAAUCGUCAGUAGGAGAGAACACAGAAGCAUCUGGAGUUACGCAGGGUCAGAUCGCGGCAUGUUUGACAAGGGAGGAGAACAUCGGAAAAGAGAGGGAAGAAUCGACGAACACAGGAGGAGCGAAACAAAUGAGGUGGAGAGAAGUGCAGCAGGCAGCGAAGCAGACGAAAGAACAACAAUGCUUCGAUUUCGUAAGCGGUGAAAACGGCAAAAGGACAAAUCAGAAGUCGAUGUCUACACUGUAUUUACGAGGGGAAAAUAGAGAGCCACGAGGAUUUAAGUCGGGAUCAGUAAACGCAAUACUUCGUAAGGUGUCGGGACGACGCCAUGAGGAACGGCGAGAACGACUGCAUCGGGAAAUCAUACCUAUGCCAGAAUCAGGAUUACCUCCUCAUCAAAAACACGAAACUGAAACUUCUCCAACUUUUCAGAAGAUGUUUUUUGCAGAGUGUGAAGGCAGCGCUAUGCGUAACGGCAUAAACGACUGCAUCACGAAGCCAUAUCUUUGCGAAAACGAGGAUUACCGCAAAGUCAUGGGAGCUAUAUGCCGCAGAACAUGCGGAUUCUGUGGAUCUGGUAAAGAAAAAACGGCAGAAUUAGGCAAGUGGUCCUGUAGUCUGGAGAGGACGGUGGAGUGGUUGAGGAAAAGUGCCUCCGAAGUCGGUGGUGGAGGAGAGCGGAGGGCGUGUAUCAGGUUGUACAAAGACUUUGCGAGAGAUCGCGAGAGCGACGUUAUAAAGGAUUUUGGAAUUGACUAG
Messenger RNA from Enterobius vermicularis (human pinworm), 966 nucleotides. Lineage: Eukaryota; Metazoa; Nematoda; Chromadorea; Rhabditida; Oxyuridae. The record is from the annotation of a GenBank genome assembly.